AACCCCCAACACAGCUCGCGCGUCCAUAAAUUUGGAUCCGCCGCCGACGCCUCUCCCUGCCUCCGGCGCGCCCCCCUCCUCCUCCCCUCCUCGCCUCAAAUCCUAGCCCGCCCAUGGCGUCGCCGCCGCUCCCCGGCUCUUCCUCCUUCUACUCAAGCGAGGGCGAGCUCGCCUGCUUCCCGUACCCGUCGUUCGAAUGGGGGGGAGCCGGCCGCCGCGUCUCUCCGUACCACCCGCCGCCGCCGCAAACCCUAGCCCAUGACGUCGCCGCCGCCUCCCUCCUGACCCCUCGCGCGUCACCCACCUCGCCUCCGCCCAUCGCGUCGCCGCCGCCUCCUCCCGAGCCCGCGCCCGGCUUUUCCUUCUGCCCGACCGACAGCGAGCUCGUCUCCUUCUACCUCCGCCCAAGAAUCUCCGGCCAGCCCCUCCCGGACGCCACCAAGCAGUUCUUCCACGAGGCAGACGUAUACGCCACAGAUCCGGCCUCCCUCGUCUCCGGCCGCCUGCCAGGCCCGGCGAGGGCUCAAGGCGAGAGCAAGAACUGGUACUUCUUCAGCCUCGUGAAGCCCAGGAGCGCCCAGGACGUCCGCAAGUGCCGGAUCGUCGGAGGAGGCAAAGGCACGUGGAAACAAGAGCGAGGGAAUGACGUCGUCGGCGCCGAGGGCCACGCCGUCGGGCGCUUGGAGAAGUUCACCUACACGCCCAGUCCCAAGGAAGACAAGAAGCCGCCGGAGGGGCUCAUGAUGGAAUUCAGCGUCGGCCAAGAAGACGGCGGCGAGCCGAGGCCGGUUCUUUGCCUCUGCAAGAUCUACCAGAGCCCGCGGUUCCUCAAGUUCGCCUCCAAGAACUCGGUGUCCGCGCGCAAGAGGAAGACGCCGGACGACGGCCCUCGUCUUUCCCCGCCAUCUCUGCACGCGUCUGCGCCCAAGAAGAGCAAGGCCCCCAUGGACGAAUCACCCGCAGCCAGACGGCAGCUCCUGUUUCCGUCGUUGCCCCCUCCAUCAAAUCUGCCGUCGCCCGUCCCUUCGCCCCCUCCUUCCGCGCCAAAUCCCGUGGUGGAACUGGAAGACGACUUCUUGGCGAAGAUUCUUGCGGACCCAGAGAUGAACUGGUCCUGGGAAGAGCUAUCUGCGCCCUUGCCCUGCUCAAUGACGGCAGUGGCACCGGCCCUGCUGGGAUCCUGCCAUGGAAGUCAGUGCGCUUAACAGAGUUCUUGCAUACAACGGCCAUCUCUGAAGAUGUUCACCUCCGGCCUCUCUACUGCUUCAGUCAUUCAAGAUCUCAUCAUACCACUUCGGCUAAGUCACUUAGUUAAACUAGUCACAACCUUUACUGUUACGCUUACUUUGUUUGCUAAAAGCAAACCAUAAGCAUUUUACUCUAUAUCAUAUACUCUACGGCAUCAUGGCUCAGUUUUGGGAGCAAUAUAUCAUGCCAAAUUUUGUAGCUUCUCACCCGAUGGUAGUUACGAGUUACUUUUGACUCUUGGUUGUGUCUUCUGUGAUGGAAUUACUGUUUGGUAUCUUAACUAGGACGUGAUAUGUACCCAAUCCUCCACUGUUAAGUUUGAUGCUAUCUUCUGAUGUGCAAUGUGGAUCUUAAUUUCUGCAGUAGAUAAUGUCAGCUGAACCUCGUUUCCCCUUUUUCUGAAUUUAGCACUGCUACUGAAUUGUUGAAUACAUGCCGUGUCCUGUUGUUCUCCAUAAGCUUUGUUAAUUCUGCAAUAUCUUUGUUAUAGGCUAGAAAUAGGUUUAGAUUUUCUUACCGGGGUCUGUGGAACUACUGUGAAUGUUCAUCUAUUUUUUCUGAAUGCAGCCGGACUUUUGUAACUUCUUUGUUGUUGGAUUUCUGGGCAUUACUGCAGAAUGGUCAAAAUUUGUAGCUCGAUUGCUGUAGUGAACUGAAGAUGUGCUUGGUAUUUUACGUGUGCUCAGAACUUAAAUAUGUGUUUUGCUUACAAAAUAAAAAUCCUGACACAAUUUGUGGCUGGUGUUUUCUAGAUGGGUCUUGUACAUUCAGUAGUUUUUUGCCUGACACUUUAACAUACAUCAUAUCUUGUUUGGAGGAUACAGGUAUUGUUCAUUGUUGGAUUUCUGGGCGUUACUCCACAACGAUCUUACAGAAUCUGUAGUACAAUUGCACAUAAAACUUUCUGACACAAUAUGCAGUUCCCUUUCCUAAGUUGUUGUUUUUUAGAUUCAGAUGAUUACACAGUUUUGCUUGACAGGUGUUUUCCUUUUGCUGCUGGAACGACAGAUACUUUCAAUAAAAUUCUUCUUCACCUCGGCUCGAACUGCUGACACGAAUGUGGGACAUGUUCGAUUUCUUCUCUGAAGAAGAAAUGGUGCUUCAGUUGAGCUCCUGCCGACAUGGAUACACAUGGGCCCAGAGGAUUGGGUUGGGGGCCCUGUGAUGAAAACCUCAGGAAUCAUAGAGGGAUUAGUGAUGCAAGCAAGUUGCAGUUGGUUCAGAAGAUUGGGCUGUAAAUUCUUAGACCUAGGAUUGCAAUUAUGUAUGAUGCUACAAUUUUGAUCCUGAUGUAGCUGUAAAAGACAAGUGGGAUUGAACUAUCAUAUCAAAUGAAAAGACCUCAGCAUGCGUACGUUACCACAGGAUUAGCCAAUUUUGGGCUGUAAAUUCUUACUCAAUUAAGUGUUAUGUUACAA
Triticum dicoccoides is the source of this 2666-nucleotide messenger RNA. Its product is annotated as transcription factor JUNGBRUNNEN 1-like. The record is from RefSeq and is a predicted model, not a curated record. Bases 114 to 1205 code for a protein of 363 amino acids. The transcript has a single exon. Gene Ontology annotation, molecular function: DNA binding. Gene Ontology annotation, biological process: regulation of DNA-templated transcription. NCBI's taxonomy places the organism in Eukaryota, Viridiplantae, Streptophyta, Magnoliopsida, Poales, Poaceae.